Molecule: messenger RNA, 3412 nt
Organism: Polistes canadensis
Lineage: Eukaryota; Metazoa; Arthropoda; Insecta; Hymenoptera; Vespidae
Product: zinc finger protein 26
Exons: 8
Coding region: 299-2926 (875 amino acids)
Cellular component (GO): nucleus
Molecular function (GO): zinc ion binding
Source: RefSeq, a predicted model, not a curated record
UCACGUUUCAUCGCUUCUUAUCGAAAAGGAACUUGUAUUUAGAGAAGGAACAAACUGAACAGUAGGGGCGGUGAACCUAAACUCUGCAAAGCGCGAUCGCAUCUCUGCAGUUAAGAGAAGAUUCGAUGAAAAUGUUAUUGUGGAAUUGAAUUAAAUUAACAAUCGAGAAGUAGAGAAAAAGAAAGGCCGAAUGAUCGGCAUAAUUGGUAAAUAAAUAAUAUCGAAAAGUUGGCGUUGUUUUUCCUAACUUGUUAAAUAGUCAGAAACGUAUUCAGCCAACCUUUAAAGUUAAAUAAAAAUGGAGUUGGAGAAAGAAGAAGCUCGAGUAUGCAGACUAUGUGGUCAACAUGAAAGAAUGUUUAUCGAUGUGUUUGGAGAAGAAGGAUUGAAAAGGUUACUCGCCACGAAAAUACAAUCCAAAAUCAACAUUUUGAUUCAACCAGAUGAUGGAUUACCACAUAUAGUAUGCCUAGUUUGCGUAGCACAGGUGGAAUAUUUUUGCGAUUUUUAUGAGUGUUGUCAUGAUAUUCAACAACGCUUUUUAUCUAAACAAACUGAAAUUGUAAACGAUAAAAACAACGUAGAUUACACGCAAAAUGACGCCGAAUUUGACAAAGAAAAUACUGUUCCUUCUUCUAGAAAAUGUAGAUCAAAUAAUAGUUUAAUUACGGCCAAACAAUCAAAUAUAAGUGAAAUGAAUAAAUCCUCCCUUAAAAAGAAAUGCAAAAACGUUAUAGAAUCAGAGAAAAUUUCUUUUUCGGGUGAAGAAUUAUUUACCAAAAUUCCUGAAAUAUCUUUGGUAGAUUCCAAAAUAAGUGAAAGUUCAUUAAGUAACCAAUCUGAAAUAAUAACUAAAACGACUGAACAAACUAAUCAACAAAAAGUAUCAAGAAAAUUAUCAUUAAGAAAAACAAGAAGUGUUGCUUAUCAGGUAGCCCAUUCUUCUUCGAUUACAAAAAAAAAACGAAGAAUUUGUGUUGAUAGAUCCUUAGUUAAUUACACUGAUCUUGAAAGAUCUACAAAUGUAAAUGAGUCAAGAAUAAUACAAUCUAAUGAUUUCAAUGAAAUCAAAGCAUCUAUGUCUAAUACUAAAGACUCUCCCAAAGAAUUCUGUAUCAAUAAUGAUCAAUCUAUCCAUUCAGAUAGAGCAAAAGAAGUAUUCAAUAGAAUUCAUGAUAGUAAUGAAAAAAAUUCGAGUAAUAAAAGUAUGUGUGAAGUAAAAACCAAAAACAUAAAAUGCUCUUUAAUUAAAAGUAAUAUGAUUAAUAUAAAAAAAGAAAAUUCUGAUUAUGUUAUAUCACAUAAAAUGCAAGUUUCAAAAUCAAAUCAACUUCUUUCGAUUUCGAGUGACGUAUUAUCACAAGAGGCAUGUAUAAUGAAAACUGAAAUGAAUAAGACUGUAUCAAAUACAAAUCCUUCACUUGGAGACGAAGCAGAAUCAAAUGAACAAGUUACUGCUAAUUCAACAAUGAAUUAUACUCAUACAUCCAAAAUUGUUUCUACUUCUCACUUUGUAAAAAAUAAAUCUUUUAAGGUUCAAUUUCAAACAGAAGUAUUUAAUGAAGUUCAAUUACCGACAAAAGUAAUAAAAAAUAAUUGCAAAAUGGAUAUUAUCCAAGAAACAUCUAAACAAUUAGAACUUCAAAAAAAUUCCAAUGAACGAUAUAAGAGAAACAAAAAAUUGAGUAAAAUAUCCGAUUUGAUAAGUGAUGAGCAGAAAAAAGAAAUUGAGACAUAUUAUGAAAAAGAUAUGACAGUUGUUGACUCUGAAAUUGUCGAAAAAAAUCUAACGAUUAAUGAUAAAAAUAAUAUUAAAUGUAAUAUUUGUUCAAUAUUAUUUCAUAGAUUGGAUAAAUGUAAGGUUCAUGUUUGGUCUCAUUUAAAUAUGAAACCAUAUAAAUGUAAGAUUUGUGAUUUUGCAACUGGUACUAUAAGUAAUGUACGUUGUCACAUUAGAAAACGUCAUUUAAGAAUCAAACCUUUCGGGUGUAAUACGUGUGGAAAAAAAUAUGUUGCUGCAGUUCAAUUGGCAGAACAUUUAAAUACUCAUAAAAGUGUCCAUCCAUUCAAGCAUAAGGAUAUACAUUGCUCUGUUUGUGAAAAAGAUUUUAAAUCAAAAGCGAAAAUGCGAACUCAUAUGCUUACUCAUAAUAAAGAUAAUCUUGUGGUUUGUAAGUUUUGCUGUGUGUAUUUAUCUAGUGAAACGGCAUUAGAAAGGCAUAUAAAGAAUAUUCAUACACAUCAAUAUGUAUGUGAUAUUUGCAAAAAAAGUUUAAAAUCCAGGAAAACAUUGUUGAAUCAUAAGAAUGUUCACUCACCUGCUAAAUAUGAAUGCCAUUUAUGUUCUAAUGUAUACAGAAGUAGACAUAUAUUAAAAGAACAUCUCUUAAAACACAAAGGCAUUAGAAAAUACAAAUGUGAGAUUUGUAGUAAAUCUUUUGCCCAAAAGUCGCAUCUUGAUACACAUAAGGCAGUACAUAGUAAUAUAAAAUACCACUGCCCUGGUUGUGAUAAUUCUUUCAAUCGUCGAGAUAACAUGAAAAUGCAUACUAAACGGUGUAAAAUCUUUUUAAGCAACCCUGAGUUGAAAGAUCUUUUAAACAAAAAGGAAAGAACUAUAUAUACAAAAAAUAUUAUUGAUGAAGUUACUCCUGACACAACUAUGAUUGCAGUUAAGAGUAACGAAUCCUUAAUUUCUAAAGAGACUGAUACUAAUGUGAUACCUGAAGAUAUUAUUGAAAAAAAAAUUAUAAAUCAACAGAACAAUAGUCAAUGUGUAUAUAAUGAAAAUAUACAAAAUAAUGAUACGAUAAGAAAUUUGGAUAAAGGGAUCCAGUUACCUGGAUUAUUGACUGAGAAUGCGUAUGAUAUUAGACAAGAAGAAAGUACUGUGAUCCAAAACGUUCUCACAUCGGAUCGUUUUUAAUUUUUUUUUUAAUUUUUUAAUGUUUUUUUCUUAUUUUCUCUUUUUAUUUAUAUAUCUUCCAAAUACGUUGUGAAUUUAUACAAUAAUUCCUGGUCUACGAGAAAGAAUUCCUCACAUUUAAAAAUUAAAUUAUAAUUUAAUUAAAAGGUUUAAGUCAAUAGUCUCACUUAAUUGGAAAAAGUUGUUUCCAUAAAAUUACUAAAGUUAAGCAAUAGUGAGCACAGUUAGUACUUGGAUGAUUGACUGCUUUGAAACUCCGUGUGCUUCACGGAGUUUGGAAUUCCAGAAAGAUUGCAAGACAGCCUAUAUGGAAAGAUAUAAAAAGUUCCUCAAACCCAUAAAAAGGGCAGUAAUAUUUAAGAAAAGUAAAUUAUAACAGAUAUUCUUUGGUUGUUAAUGUUGUUACAGUUAUUUUACAAAGUUUUUUAACUGCUUUUUUAUAUGAAGAAUAGUAUAAUUAUACAAAAAUUUAUAUAAAUAUUUUAA